ACAUUCUCAGCCAUAGAUCUCGCAUGUCGCUUGCGUCGACGCAUACCAUCAAGAACCAGCUCAACAAUGCGCUAGGGCAGAAAGCGCCUAUUUAUUUUGACACCCUCAGCCAGUAUGUCUCCGGUAAGAUAUCCCGGACAGAGUUCGAGGACACGGUCAGGCAAGUUCUUGACGCAUCCAACCUCGUCCAGCUGCAUAAUUCUCUGAUUAUCUCGUUGUUUGACCUUACGGCGCACCGGCGCCCACCAACCCCCUUGCCAGAGGCACCCAAGCCGCCGCCUCGCAAGCGGAGACGGCUACUGCCAUACCAAGGACCGGACAGCUCUGAUGAUACCCUUCGCUCUUCACGGCUCAAGAGAUGGGCGGUGUCUGUCGGGAAAGCUGAGCGCGACCGCAUCAAGCAGCUUGCCAUCUCUGGACCGGAACGACCACGACCUCGAAUGGACACCGACGAAAUUGCUCGUGAGCGUGGGGUUGUGCUGAUGAUGGAACGUGGUGAACCUCCCGGAAGCCGCCUGCCACUAAACCUGGCUCAGAUGUCCCGUGCACCCACUCUGCAGCAUAUUUCGGACCGGAUAAAUCUCAUUUCUGCGCAACAUAAUUUGAACGCCCCAAAUCGCACUGUUUCCUCUCUGUUGAUGCUGGCAUUUGAGGCGAAGUUGAAACAGCUAAUAACCCACGCCAUUACCCUUACCUCCACUUCGCAUGCCAUCACCUCAAUUACCCCCUCAGCACCACAUUCGCACGCCCGUGUGCUGACUGCAUCUUCCUUCGAUACCCUGUUCAAUAUCUCCCCUGCUGUCCUCCCCAACCAGUCAGCCGCCGCCAUGCGCCUUGCUAUCGGUGAUAACGAACCGGUGGAUGAAGACGAGUAUCGGAUUCUCAAAGGCAAAGAUACUCAUGACCACCGGUGGCAACUUCUGGCUCUUCUUGGGGAGCAGCGGAGUACAGUCAGAGACGCCCUCCGGAAUAUGCGAUAGCGCGAAUGUCAGGUAGCAGCGUUACGUACCCAAGCACAGAACCGGCCCGAUCGAUGAUUCGGUUUCUGUCAAAUGGUUAUUAGCAGCACGCGAGCACUUGGAGCUCCUGGUCCUUCUCAUGAUCUUUCCUGCUUCCUGAUCGAGGAUGAACAAACCUUGUCCAGGAGUACACUUUGACCUGGCUGAAGGCGCUCUUGCAAAUGUCUGGGACGGUUAUCUGCUUGCAGCGAUGGCAACGGCAUGGCACAGCUUUUAUAACGUCUGCUGUAUCGGGUUUCAAGGACAUAUUCGCCGACGGGAGCUGCGAGACUGUAUCCACAGCCUGUUGAUUUCUACAUCGAAUAGUCAUUCAUUGAGGAAUAUCAUAGGAUGUUGUAGAACAAGAGCAAUAUAUAUACAAGUUGAUACAAC
Messenger RNA from Coniophora puteana RWD-64-598 SS2, 1391 nucleotides. RefSeq lists its product as uncharacterized. Bases 24 to 980 code for a protein of 318 amino acids. Gene Ontology annotation, cellular component: SAGA complex. The record is from RefSeq and is a predicted model, not a curated record. Lineage: Eukaryota; Fungi; Basidiomycota; Agaricomycetes; Boletales; Coniophoraceae. Gene Ontology annotation, molecular function: transcription coactivator activity. Gene Ontology annotation, biological process: regulation of transcription by RNA polymerase II. The transcript has 4 exons.